UUUUUUUUUUUUACUCUAACCUCCCCAAUAUCAUCUCCCCCAGAUGACACUGCUGAACAUGGAGAAUAUUUUCUUUGAUCAGGGCUGCGAGCUGUAAGUUCAAUCCUGAGAAGAUCAGAGACCAGUGGAGGGAAUGGCAGACAUUCUGGAGCUGCGCACGGACGGAAACUCGCUCCUGAAGGCGGUGUGGCUGAAACGCCUGCGGCUCACGAGGCUCCUGCUGGAAGGAGGCGCGUACAUCAACGAGAGCAACGAGCGCGGAGAGACGCCACUCAUGGUGGCCUGCAUGUCGACACACACCGACCAGCAGAGCGUGAGCAAGUCCAAGCUGGUCAAAUAUCUGCUGGAUAACCAAGCAGACCCCAACAUACAGGAUAAAGCAGGCAGGACAGCCCUGAUGCACGCCUGCAUCCACAAGGCUGGACAUGAAGUGGUGGAUCACCUGCUGAGCAACAGCGCUGAUCCCAGUCUGGAGGACCGGAGUGGCGCCUCCGCUCUGGUUUAUGCCAUCAAUGCAGACGAUAAGGAGACACUAAAAUUACUUUUGGAUGCGUGCAAAGCUAAAGGGAAAGAGGUUAUCAUAAUCACUACAGACAAGUCGCCGUGUGGCACCAAAACUACCAAGCAGUACCUAAAUGUUCCUCCAUCUCCAGAGCUGGUUGAGAGGCCUUCCACCGAAUACUGCACCUCUCCUUCUGAUGUUGAGGUUAGCGAGUCUCCAGCAACUCAGCAAGAGAAACAAAACACGGUCUUCAGUUUCCAAACGAAGCUAAAAUCCUCGAGCACAGCUGCAAAGCUCACCAACGGGCCCAUGUCUCCAAAUCGACGGCCUGCGAACACCAAACGCGCACGCUUGCCUCAGCUUAAGCGGCUGCAGUCAGAGCCCUGGGGGCUGAUCGCUCCCUCCGUCCUGGCUGCGGCCGCGGCCCAUGAGGAGAGCAAGAAAGCCAGCUCUGACGAGGACGUUGUUGCAGGUGUGAACGGCCUCUCCCUGAGUAAGAGGUCAGCUUUGUCCCGACAGAACAGCACGGAUGGGAAGGACGGCCUGCUCCCGCCAGUGGGCGAGCAGCCCUGCAAAAUGACCACCUCGUUAUCAGUUCCUCCAACAUCCAAGCAGUCGUACGAGAGAUCCCUCGGCCAGCACCAGCCGCUGGCCCGCCGCAGCACGGUUCCCACGGAGCAGGAGAGCAGCGGCUCCAGCGGUGGACCGGUCAGUCUGAGAGACACGGUGCAGAGGAGACGUCUGGGAAAUGAUCACUAUGACUCAGACUCGCAGCUCUAUUCUGACUCCGCCAUGUUAGACUCUCCGAAAGUCCCCGUGGAGCGAAGGAAACUGAACACUUCCCCACUUGCGUUGCUUACCAGUUCCAGAGAGUCCCUCGACAGCAACACAUCCUCGCCCAGCACGUCACGAAGGCGUGCGCCUGGCCUCCUGGAGCGGAGAGGCUCGGGUACGUUACUGUUGGACUACAUCUCCCACACCAGACCCGGAAUCCUGCCUCCUCUAAAUAUCAACCCAAACCCUCCCAUUCCUGAUAUCGGGGCUAGUAACAAACCCUCCUCGCCUCUGUCCACAGGUGUUAAAUCCAUAGCUCCAGUAGCACCAAACACACCAAAGAGAGGAGGCCUCAAGCCCAAGAAGAAGCUUGUGAGAAGGCACUCUAUGCAAGUGGAGCAGAUGAAACAGCUCUCGGCCUUUGACGAACCUGCUCAUUAGUUAGUAGUUUCAUUAAUUCAGCAAAUACUGUGGCAGUAGAAAUGUAUACAACAUUACUAGUCAGGAAGUACAUCCAUAGGUUCAGUUGUGUGGACACGCAGCUGUCUAGAUGUUGAAUAAUAUAUAAUUUAUUACAAAAAAAACAUAUUAAAACUGAGCAAUAUAGAUAGAUUUCUUCCCCGUGUUGUACCCAACCCUAAAGGCAUAGCUCAUACAUUAAGAGGGGUUUUGUGCUACGAUCAGUUAAUAUCUUACCUGUUGUAGAUCUCUACACAACCAUUAUUUGGAGAAAAAAUGUUUAAUUGUGAUCAGAUUGGUGUGCUAAAGACCAGUUGAAGUGGGGCCAAGAAAAAUGUGGAUUUACUGCCAUCUUAAGAAAAGGAGAAAAAAAAAAAGUUAUAUGUCCAAAUAGUAUUUUAUACAAUUUUAAACAGAUGCUAAUUUCUCAUUACAUGGUUAUUUUUGCAAAAAUGAUAUGAUUUUUGUUGCUAAAAGUGCCACAGGCUGCAUCAGAAAUGUGACAGUAGUUCAGUGGUAGGGAGGUUGUAUUUUGGUCAGAGGCUGGAUCUUCAAUCAUGUGCUGAAGUAUCCUUAGGCAGGACAAUAAACCUCCCACCAGCUCCACACUGUGACCAGUACUGCUUAUCUGUGUAUUACUGACAAUAUAAAAAGUGCUGUACAUAGAAUUAAAAUAUAGAACAGAAAGAACUGAAAGUGUGUUAUUAUAAAAUGCUUUACAACAGAGAUCCACAACCCUGUUCCACAUGGCUCACUGUCUUGCAUAUUUUAGCCGUUUUCCUGCUUCAACACACCUGAAUAAAAAAAUUUGAUUGACCUAUUCAGAAUGUCAACAAGUGUAGCAGAAGCCUUAACUUUACUCAGGUGGGCUGAAGAAGGGAAACAUUGAAAACAUGCAGAACAGCCAUGAGAAUCAGGGUUAGGGACAUUUGCUUUAGAGGACCUAUACAUAUAGACUAUUUUAUUCAAUCUAAAAUUUCAAAUAACUGAUUUUUUUACGAAUAACUAUGAAAUGUGAACAUUUUUUUUAGAUUGGAGUUGUUUGAAUUAAGCAGGAAUCUAUUUUGUUCCUGGCCCCACUUGAUUAGUCAGAAUUAAACUUGAUUUUUUCCAAAUUGAAGUCAUUCAAAAAAGCUAUCUACAACAGGUGAGAUAUUAACUGCUCACAAAACCCCACUUCAAAAUUUUUGAACUGCUCCUUUUAAAGGUUGUUAUAUUUAGACUUUGCAACGUUURUUGUAUAUUUAUUAUUUUUUGAAUGUAAAUGCCAAGAGUGGUACUUCUUCUCCAAACCGUCUGUCUUACACAAUCAUGUAGGGAACAUACAGGGUUCAUUUAUAUCCAAGCAGGCCACUUGGGUGCACUUUGUGCAUAUGUAAUUAGCACCAUUAAUAGACUUUAUCUGGGAGAGACAAAGAAGUGAUGCGCUUGUCUGAGAUGUAGCUUUGAGUGGAAUAAUAUUUGACUGUUUGCAGCAAUUUUGUACAAAGUGCCUUCAAGAAAAAAACAACUAAAAAAGUUGAGAAAAGGAGCGUAGACGUGUUUUAUUAGUGCCAUUUUAAUUCAUGUUGAUGUAAUCAACAUGUUUUAACAUUGUUUCUCUAACAUAAAACAAAAUAAAAGCUAUUGAUGAUUGAACAUGAUGUGAAUUAUUAUUAUGUCUUUAUGAUCCUAACAAUAAAAAUACAUAAACUCAGCAAAGCUCAUAAUUCUUAAAGGGGCAAUAUUAUGUGUUUCUCAGGCAUACA
Messenger RNA from Austrofundulus limnaeus, 3483 nucleotides. It is a transcript of the gene ankrd34c, whose product is annotated as ankyrin repeat domain 34C. Gene Ontology annotation, molecular function: protein binding. NCBI's taxonomy places the organism in Eukaryota, Metazoa, Chordata, Actinopteri, Cyprinodontiformes, Rivulidae. The record is from RefSeq and is a predicted model, not a curated record. The coding region runs from base 134 to 1717 and encodes 527 amino acids. The transcript has 2 exons.